AUGUUUUGGGUACACUGUGGACUCUUUGUUCUCGUGAUUGCCGUACCUGGAUUUAUUAGCACCGCCGACAGCACGUCCAAACGAGAGGCCGACUACACCUUAGAUGAUUCCUAUUGGAAUGAAGAAACUACUCCCGGCGAGGUCGAACGACUACUGCGAGAGUUUCAACAAAAUCAAGAUCUAAUACGAAACAUCGGUUCGCACUACUAUCAGAUCAUCUAUCCGGUGCAGUUGCGGCAUCACGAGAAAAUGGGGAUAUCCACAAGAGAAGCUGGCUUUGCAAGGUAUCCUCAAAGGGCCGGCUAUGGAGAGGGGAACUAUCAAAAUUCGAGAGGAAGAUCACGAACAGGGAAACACUUUCAUCGAACGUCCAUACUCGUCAAGGCCUUCAAUCAUAAAUUUCGUCUAGAUCUAGAACUAAAUACGCAACUUUUAGCUCCGAAUCUGAGUCAAAAAGACUAUUUAGCCAGCGGGGCGCAGCAAUUUUCGAAACAGGAAAUAGAGCACUGCUAUUACCACGGCACGGUGAAAGACUAUCCCGGCGCCAUUGCUGCCUUUCAUACGUGUAACGGCGUCAGCGGCGUCAUACACUUAGGCAACGAGACGUUUGUCAUCCAGCCGUUCUACGGAGGGGAUCUGUCGCAGAAACAUCCUCACGUUAUAUUUGAGGCUCGAUCAAAGGCUAACAAAGGCUGCGCUAACACGGGGAAUUUGGAGUAUCAUUCGAAAAACCGACAGCAGAAGCAUGUUCUGGGACUAUCGGAAGGCACUUCCGGCCGAUACAAGAGAGACGUUCGCGACGCGACCAAAUACAUCGAAACUGCCAUCGUCAUCGACAAGGCCAUGUUCGACAAGAGGAACGGCAGCAGCAGAGCAGAGAUCGUCCACGAUGCCAUCCAAAUCGCAAACAUAGCAGAUUCGUACUUCCGCACGUUAAAUACGAGGGUGUCGGUGGUGUACAUCGAGACGUGGCAGGGCACGAACCAGGCGGAUAUCACAAGAAACAUGGACAUCAGCCGCGCUCUGCGGAACUUCAACGACUACAUCAUGAGACAAAUGUACCAGAUGACCCAGGACACCACCCAGUUGCUCACAGGGGAAGUCUUCGAUGGGGGUGAAUUGGGCAUGGCAGUGCCAAAUACAGUGUGCAGUCAACGCUCCGUAGGCAUCAGUGUCGACAUAAACACCUACGAGCCCCACCUCUUAGCCGGCACCAUGGCUCACAUGAUAGGACACAACAUCGGCAUGAGGCAUGAUGACGAAAGGGACGACUGCUCCUGUCGCGAUUGGCACGGCUGCAUAAUGCGCCAAUCAAUCGUCGGCCAGGACAACAUUCAGCCGUACAAGUUCUCCGAAUGCAGUAGAUCGGAUUACAUCGACUUACUCAAGAGCGGACAAGGAAUCUGCUUGUUGAACAAGCCAAACGAGCUAGAAGUGAGGAGGUCAUGCGGUAACAGGGUAAUCGAUGACGGGGAGCAAUGCGACUGCGGCACUAUAGAAGAAUGCCACAACUAUGACCCGUGUUGCGACCCCAUAACGUGCAAGCUCACCACGGAAGCCGAAUGCGCCACGGGGCCAUGCUGCAACAACUGCAAGUUGCGGGCACGCGGGGUGAUUUGUCGCGACUCGACGAACGAGUGCGACCUGCCGGAGAUGUGCAACGGGGAGAACGGCCAAUGUCCUGCAGACGUGCACAAGAAGAACGGCAGCCCCUGCUCCAACGACUCCGGGUUCUGCUUCAACGGCGGCUGCCCCGCCCUGGACCUGCAAUGCGAGCAGGUCUGGGGCUACGGAGGGGUGGCUGCUGAUAAGCUGUGCUUCGAGAGAUUCAACUCCAAGGGCUCCAUAAGCGGCCAUUGCGGCUCCGAUGGCCCGGAGCAUUACAUCAAGUGCGAGCCUCAGAAUGUUCGAUGCGGAUCGCUGCAAUGUCAGAAAGGGAACAAGCAGCCUGUCGUCGGUGGAAUGAACGAACUCUUCUCGAGAACCAUCAUUUCCAUUAAAGGACAGGAAUACGAGUGCAAGUCAACGACCGACAGGAAGGACGGAACUGACAUGCCGAGUAUGGGCUUGGUUCGCGAUGGGACAUCUUGCGGCGACAAUCUGAUUUGCGUGAAUCAGUCGUGCACGAGUGUCUUCCCACAUUUGGACCAAGAGAAAUGCCCAACCAACCACAACAAUCACGAAUGCUCGGGAAACGGAGUGUGCACGAAUGCGAACAAGUGCUUUUGCAACAGCGGAUGGAGCGGCCCGGACUGUUCCAUACAGACGGAAAUACCGACCUCAGAACCUACCACCUCCAGCGGGGUUCUGUCUGGUAAAUCUGGCCUAGAGGGUAAAAUGGAGAAGAAAGAAACCCCCUACGAGAACUACCACGGCUCAAACACUGUAUUUUUAGUUGGUAUGCUCAUGUCGGUGGUAGGGGGUGUUUUCGUAGUAUUUGCUCUGAUGGCUCUCUGCUACAGGUCAGUCGUAGUACAUAAAAACUUCUCCCUCUGUCUCAGAAGGAAGGGAACCAUCCAGAAACAUGAUCUGCCGUACUCUAAAAAGCCUCCGCAGAAGACCUGCACCGGGGCUUCUGGAAACCACCACCCCGAGGUCGCCGCCCUGGACAGCGUCAACAAGAUCCUCACCUUUGGCAGCAUGCCCUCCUACAGCCGCGACGAGACCCAGUGCGUGCUGUUCCAACCCCUGAAUAGUCUCGGCAACGCGGACAAGAUACUACUCAAGGAGCACAAGCCCCAGAUGAAAAGGCCCGGGGCUGAUGACGAAGACGGGAGCACCGGCCCCGAAGAAGCCGUUGCCUUCAUUGAUCUGCCGCCCAACAGUCUGACCAAGUUGCCGGAAAAGGGAAUUCUAAAGAAACACGGUGGUUAUGGCAUCGGCAGUGGAUCGGCAUCCGAGGUUCAAAGAACCCUAAACAGUCUGAACGGAUACCACGAGAACAUCAUAGAGGCCCUGAGAAACGCGGCGAGCCACCGGGGCCUGGGGACAACUCCUUCAGGAAGCAGCAGCCUCCUGACGGAAGACGUGGUGCGCAAAUCCCUGGUCGAUUGCGGCUAUGCCGACUCCUACAGGAAGGAUUCCGACAGCCAGGACAAUAUCGACAACCAGGACGAGGAGGACGAGGAGGACGUGCCUCCUUCCUGCGGGCCGAUUCGCAUUCGCACCCUGGAGGACCUCAUCAGGCAGCUGGAGCACCACUCUACCAGACACAUGAGUCCCAGCGGCUCGGAGGAUAUCCGAAUAUCCGAAAACGAGGGUGACCGUCACUACAGAAUAGAUUCCUCCGUUUGUAGCGAAUCUUCCCAAGGGAGCAGAAUCCGAGGACGCGACGACGACUCCAGAUUCAUGUACAGCCGCUACCGGCAGCCCUCGUCUCGAAGUCCCUACGGCACCCAUCAGCACACUCAUCAGCACUCGCAUCAAAUGCACGAGGAGGAGGGAAUCUACGAAACUGCCGAUCCUGAUAGAGGCUCAACCAACAGGGGUGAAACUCCUGAUAGCGACAGUGAUGCAUUUAUUCAAGCUCAACAACAAUUAGCCCGGUGGACGAGUGAGGAGCGGGUGCAGCAUCGGCCACCGCAGCAGCCGCCGCCUCCUUCGGUGACAGCGAUGCAGCAGCAGCACCACCAGCAUCAGCAACAGCAGCAACAGCGCCAGAAGCGGCAGCAACACCGGAAACAACGUCAGCAACUGCCGCUGUCAACCGCAGGCGGCGAAGAAGGAGAAGACGAAGAGGAACAACAGCUGUCGAUAAAACAGCGCGGCUACUAUCCAUCCCCACCCCACACUGACAACGGCCUCGAGAACGAGGAGGCUGAAAAUGCUCAAUCCCAACAACAAAGUCCCCCCGACGUUCAUGGAAUCGAUGUGAAUCAGUUGCCUAAUAUUAACAAAUGCCCGCUAGACGAUAACUUUAGUCUAGAUUGUAACAUAAAUAACGGUUCCCCCAAAGAAUUAAAUACCAACAACACUAGUGAUAACGAAAAUACUGCCCUACUGCCCCCUUCGCAUUUUCCUGAGUACAAGCAUUGAUAAUUAUUAAUCGAUGACAGUUAGUGUCCAAGACAUAGUGGUGUGAUUUAAUCUCGAACUCGCAUUUUAUACUGAAUAGUGUAAAUAACGAUAAACUAUAAU
This is a messenger RNA of Orussus abietinus, 4137 nucleotides long. RefSeq names its product disintegrin and metalloproteinase domain-containing protein 12 (gene mmd). Gene Ontology annotation, biological process: membrane protein ectodomain proteolysis. The transcript has 25 exons. Gene Ontology annotation, molecular function: metalloendopeptidase activity. The record is from RefSeq and is a predicted model, not a curated record. NCBI's taxonomy places the organism in Eukaryota, Metazoa, Arthropoda, Insecta, Hymenoptera, Orussidae. The coding region runs from base 1 to 4035 and encodes 1344 amino acids.